Molecule: messenger RNA, 556 nt
Organism: Prorocentrum cordatum
Lineage: Eukaryota; Dinophyceae; Prorocentrales; Prorocentraceae
Source: the annotation of a GenBank genome assembly
CGCCCGGGCGCGCCGCCCCGCGUGCGCGCGCCGCCGCUGCCGAAGUCCCUGCGAGUGACCUGCCUGUCGCGGGCCGGCGCCGAUUAGAGGCGCUGGUCGUGCCCCUGUGGGGCAAGAGCGACCCCGCGGCGCUGACCGUCGGCGGGCUGCUGGAGAUGGUGCGGCAGAGAGCCAGGACGCACCGUGCGGACCUCCAGCAGCUGUGCCUGCGCUGUGGCGCCGAGCUCGCUGGGGCCUCGGCCGACCUGCCGAGCGCGGCCAGGCUGUGGGAGGGCGACCUGCUGCAGGAUGUGUUCCGGGCUUCCGACGAGCUCUUGGUCACGGCGUCCGCCGACGAGCCGGGUGGCGACCCCGCCGCCACGGUGGCUUGCCAGGAGCGGUCCAGGAGCCGCAGCCAGCGGCGGGCGGCACGGCCGCCACGGCCCGGCGCCGCGUCGAGCGUCUCGGGGAGCCAGGGCGUGGUCUCGAGGCUGCACCAGCACCAAAACAAGGCAGCCGAUGCCGCCCGACCGCCCGGCGCAGCUGCGCGGGCCGCCCGCACGGAGGUCGCGGAGGC